Paramormyrops kingsleyae is the source of this 4669-nucleotide messenger RNA. RefSeq names its product thyrotropin-releasing hormone receptor-like. Gene Ontology annotation, molecular function: thyrotropin-releasing hormone receptor activity. Lineage: Eukaryota; Metazoa; Chordata; Actinopteri; Osteoglossiformes; Mormyridae. Gene Ontology annotation, cellular component: membrane. Gene Ontology annotation, biological process: phospholipase C-activating G protein-coupled receptor signaling pathway. The record is from RefSeq and is a predicted model, not a curated record.
UGCUGUGUAUGUAUGGGGAUUUUGCGUGAUGUGAUUUCUCUCGGGACGUAGGUGAUCCUUACUGAUGCAUGUCCCACGCCUCUGCGCGCUGGUUGCAACCCAUCGCAACAAACAGCUGCUCAGGAGGGACCCCGAGGAGCUCCACUGGCAGCGUCUCUGCGCAUUCAGCGCUGCUGCAGCACCGAGUCCGGCUGCGCGAACUUUAUCCGCCGCCUCACUCCACUUUUAGUUGGGGAUAUUUAUAUGAUGUGCACUGUUGAUUUUUAAGGUGUCAAACGUGACCGAAACCAGGACCAAGGGUGCUCAGAAUGACGAACGUAUGUUUAACUUUUGUUUCUAUUUGAAAUGCUUCCUGGAAAUUAUAUGUUUUUUAAAGAAGAAACGACGUGGGAAAAUGGAACGUUAUUUUUCAUUGAAAUUUUUCUGAAAGCACCGCGUGAGAAAGAAAUGCAGAACAUCACCGCAGCCGAAGGCAAUCAGACAUUCAUGACCUGGACCGAGAACAGCACCGAAUUCAAAGUGGUAAGCGUCCUCUUGGUAGCCCUGAUCUGUGCUGUUGGCAUCAUAGGCAACAUCAUGGUGAUCUUGGUGGUCCUCACUACCAAACACAUGCGGACUCCCACUAACUGCUACCUGGUGAGCCUGGCCGUGGCUGACCUUAUGGUGCUGACGACCGCCGGACUGCCCAAUAUCACUGAAAACCUGUACGGGGGGCACUGGAUGUAUGGCUACCUUGGCUGUCUCUGCAUUACCUAUUUCCAGUACCUGGGAAUCAACGCUUCCUCCUGUUCCAUCACCGCCUUCACGAUCGAGAGGUACAUUGCCAUCUGUCACCCGAUGAAAGCCCAGUUUCUGUGCACUCUCUCACGGGCCAAAAGGAUCACUGUGGUCGUCUGGGCUCUUACUUCUCUUUACUGCGUCAUGUGGUUUUAUCUGGCCGACACUAAAGAAUACUUUAAUGGAAGUGUCACCAUAGUUAAAUGCGAGUACAAAAUCCCGCGGAACCUGUACUUGCCCAUAUAUUUUGCCGAUUAUGCGGUCUUUUACGUCUUUCCUUUGAUUUUGGCCACUAUUUUGUACGGGCUGAUUGCAAGGAUACUUUUCCUAAACCCACUCCCUUCGGAUCCCAAGGAAAAUGUCAAAAAGUGGAAUAGAGAGUCAUCCAAGAGAAACAAGAUCACUUUGAAAAACUCAAACUGUUCCGGUAGCAAUACGGCGGCCUCCCGUAGGCAGGUGACGAAGAUGCUGGCGGUGGUGGUGGGCGUCUUCGCCCUGCUCUGGAUGCCCUACCGCACACUGGUGGUGGUAAAUUCCCUGCUGAAACAUGCCUACCUGGAUACCUGGUUCCUACUCUUUUGUCGAAGCUGCAUCUACCUGAACAGCGCCAUCAACCCGGUGAUCUACAACGCCAUGUCGCAGAAGUUCCGAUCGGCCUUCCGCCGGCUGUGCGGCUGCGCGGGAGACGCCGUGGCCGCCGGCCAUCGCUCGGAGAGGCCCACCGCCUGCAGCAUGGCUCUCACCUACAGUGUCGUCAAGGAGAUCUCCAACGACGACAGCCCCCAUCGCCUUACCACUGCCAUGGAAGACAUGGCAGCCAACAGCAGCUUCCUUCCCAGCAGGGAUCCGGGCUGUGGUUUCUGAGCUGCCGAGGUCGUGUCUGACAAGGCCUGACCAGCAUGCUCACGUGUGCGCUGAUGCACCGUUGACUGUCUGUUGACCAUUGUCACUGUUACAAUGUGACCGCAUGAUGCACUUUGAUUGGCUAUGUAUUUCUUUUAGACAUACCUUAAAAGGGAUUCUCCCACCUCUACAUGUUAGAAACAGAGUACCGAUUUGUACCUUUGCUUGCCACUGGGGCUGUACCCUCGAGGUUUUGCCAAUUGUACCCUUAGCUGUGAGUAAAUGUACCCUUUAGUCUAAUUCAUAGUACAGAAAUUUGUAUCCCCAAGGUACAAACAACAUUAACGUACCAUCAAUGAUACAAAAAUGUUCCAUUUCUGUGUAUUAAAUGGUACAUUUACCAUUGGGGGUGCAGCCCCAGUAACAAACAAAGGUACAAAUUGAUACUCUUUUCUCUGACAGUGUAGGGUUGUGGGUUUGAACCCCACCUCCACUCCUUGCACGUUGCACGUUUUCACGUUUUCCUUGCGUUGGAUGGGUUUUCUUCAGUAGCUUCAGUUUCCUCCCACAGUCCAAAGACAUGCAGUCAGGCUAACUGGUGUCUCUAAUCUUCCCCUUAGCUUGUAAUCCUGAGUGUGUGUGUGUGUGUGUGGCUGCAAUGGGCUAACACUCCGUCUGGACUGUACUCCUGCUCUUUGUACUGGGCUGUCUGGGACAUAAAAAGUAUAUUUUUUCCAUUAAUCUUUGGUUUCAAUUUGAAAAUGUUGUAGUACUUGUUAAUGGUACUGCUGCCUUGAAAUUUUAUUUAAUUGGGUAUGAUGCUAGUUGUAAUUGUAUUCUGGAUUAUUAUUCUGAGGACCAACAUGGACACUGUGGUGACACCUACUGGUUGGGACAGGGUGGUACAGUGUAGACUAUUCUCCUUUGGCAUGUACACCCUGCCUCCAACAGGGGGCUCCUUGCUGCUGCGUGCGCCCUGUUCUUUACUGCCAGUAUGUGGUGGCUACUGAGUGGGGAGUGUCAUUGUGGAACUUGGUGCCGCUUCAGACAGAAACAUCACAAAAGCAGUAAGAAUAAGCUUGAUAUCCACUGUGUGAGAACAACCACCUAUAAAGAGUCAGUUACCACAACUCACUUUGGCUGCAGGUGGAAGGUGGCGAUCGUGAAGGUAACCCUACCAGCUGGAAUGAGGCCGUCCCACAUGCCUUGACGGUAACCUGAAGCUGGUAUUAGCAGGCAGCAAAGGAAGAGUCAGCCAUGUGUUCUUCUCCUACAUUUUUAUCAUGGGUGGAAUCUGGGAGGAAUUUGCCUUCUGUUCUAUGCUGGCUGUUUGCACCUUUGCAUAAGUGGUUUGUUGGUAUCCAUAGACAAAAUAAUGGCUCCUAUGUGCAUUAACACAAAGGGUAAGCAAGAUACAUUUUUUUUGCAAAUGGGUCUGUACAGUGCAAAGAUCAAACUCCACUUAUGGUUUUUAUGCAUUUCAUACUCCAGAAGUUUGUAGACAGAUUUCUACACUUAUUAAUCUACUCCUGUAUUGCUUUUAUCAAAGUGGGACAGCUGCUGUAGCUACCAAGACCAAGUCAGAAGUUUCAUUACUGGGACUUGAACUCACAACAUUCUGGUUCCACUCUUACUCAGCAGUCACUCACUGUGCUAACAUGUGGAAGGUUCACUUCCUCACAGGCUCACGCUAAGAUGUCAGUGGGUCAGUGUGAGAGGAAAUGCAAUUACCCUCACGCAGUGUCUGUGCUCAGACUGAAACAAGGGCCACAUUGUUUUAACAAGGUGAACCGUAGGUAGAGCAGCCGUCAAACUGGUCACUUAGAGAUCACAGUGCUCAGAAUGGAGCAUUACAUUGUGAUCAGAAGUGUCCACAUUUUCAGAGAGACUUACUGAUCAUCAUGAAUCUGACAGAUUGGCAGCAUCAUGCUGUAAUUCAAUAACUUUGUUUUUGUAUGUGUGUCAUUUAUCAACACACUAGGACAGCAGGCCAAUUAAGAAACAUUGAUAAAUUCACCAGUUCAAUAAUUCAGUAAUUACAGCGCAUCACAUAAAUGGGAACAUAUAGUGACAGCACUCCCUCCAACCAGAGUGACAGGGGCCCUAAAAAAUUUGGAACAAAAUUGGACCGGUUUGGGUCGGGAGCCCAGUAUGUUAUGCUUUCUUGGGGCCCAAAAUCUCUAGCAGCGCUAUCUGGGGUAUUUGGGUGUCCUUUCAUACUUAUUUUGUAAACUGAUGCUCUGUGAUUCUUCUUGCCAUAGUGAUUUACAAACCCAGGUUCAAUGUGUCCUCUAUACACAUGAAAACAAACAAUAGUAUUUUCACGCAAAACUGCAUCACCUGACAACGGCAUCCAUGUUUAGGAAAGCAGACCUGACUACGGCCAUACUCACUUUCGGACGGUAUUUUAAGCUUUAAAUAAAAAAAAAAGAUCCUUCAUAUGAUUACACAAUAAACUAUUCUACUACUAUAAUUUAAAAACAAAGCUCGUUCAGCAAAUAAUCGUUUUGAUUAAUUAAUAGUUGAUCUGUUUAAUAGUUGAUUUCAUACAUAUCCUCAAAAAUUUGGUAGUAUUAUACAACAUUAGUUUUAUAUUGUUUUGUUUAGUCAAUAUCAACAUUGAUCAUGACAUUUUUCUUGGUAUACUUGCACUGUAAACUGUAUUUAAAAUUUGUGAUGUUAGAUGUGUUUAGUGGCAAGCGGCAGUUCCGUCUAACUGUUGUCCAGUGGCUCUUUCAACACCUCAGUGUUUGCUUUUCGUUUUGCUCAAACUGCUGAAGGUGUUGGUCAGUUGUGGACUUUAUGGUGAAAAUCCUGACACUUAAGAAGACAAAAAAAAAAACAUUGUGGCAUAAAUGCUGAGUUGUGAAAAUAAAUUAUUACUGUCUGUUAAGGGCUGAUUGUCAUAGGUUAUGGUGUCAUAUUGAGAUUAUUCAGCUGUAAGUGAUGUUCUUGCGCCAGUUUUUUGUGCAUUAUAAAUGGAUAUCAUUUAUUUGCUUUUGGAAGUAUUACAUAAAUACUCUUCAAUAAACUAGCUAGUUUGUAAGGA